AACGGUCCGUGGGGUGGAGGGACGUUUCUCCUCGACCUCGACGUUGGUGGACCCCCCCGGCCGGGGGUUUGCUUGCUUUAACCGAGCCCGCCAUGGCCGCCGUUGAUUCGCGCGCACGGGCCACUAUCACCACCAUCACAACCAUCAAACUCCCGCUGUGCGAGCUCACCAAGUGCUACGAGCCAGGAAUUCGGCCAGCCGUCACCCGGACGCAAGUGAACGAUGCACCCAGGACUUCAGGGCUGGCCUGUCCGUGUGCAACAUGGCCUCCGGGACGGUUAGGAGAGGACCGCCAGCCACCACGACGCACCCCAUCUCACUGCCCCAGGCUUCUCGGGCUCCAUGCAUCCAAGCACCAAAGGAGGAGGAAGGACGGCAUGGCGAGUCUCUUAGCGAUGUACAUCCCCUUCUGUUUCGAGACAGCUCUCCACCGACGCUCACCCAAACCGGAUGGGUCCCUCUCCCAAACCGGGAGCCUGCACGUCCGCUUCCUCUGGAGGCUGUUCAUGGCCAUCUCCUCAUCUCUGCAUAUGCUAUUGCCGUCAUGGCUCCACUCGCUGCUCGGUAUUGCACGCCCUGGAAUGCGACUCUCUAGGUAAAGCGACUACUCUUGGGCCGUCUCGUGGAGCGCACUGUGUGCACUUUACUGUGCCAGUAGUACUCGGUCACGGAGCAAUCUACCAGAAUUGCUCCAUAUUGGCGGCCGCCCCAGCAGCAUCCGGUG
Westerdykella ornata is the source of this 724-nucleotide messenger RNA. RefSeq lists its product as uncharacterized. The record is from RefSeq and is a predicted model, not a curated record. Bases 93 to 599 code for a protein of 168 amino acids. The transcript has a single exon. Lineage: Eukaryota; Fungi; Ascomycota; Dothideomycetes; Pleosporales; Sporormiaceae.